Molecule: messenger RNA, 1488 nt
Organism: Apaloderma vittatum (bar-tailed trogon)
Lineage: Eukaryota; Metazoa; Chordata; Aves; Trogoniformes; Trogonidae
Product: carbohydrate sulfotransferase 5-like
Exons: 1
Coding region: 32-1213 (393 amino acids)
Biological process (GO): carbohydrate metabolic process; keratan sulfate proteoglycan biosynthetic process; N-acetylglucosamine metabolic process
Cellular component (GO): Golgi membrane
Molecular function (GO): N-acetylglucosamine 6-O-sulfotransferase activity
Source: RefSeq, a predicted model, not a curated record
CUUUUUUUAAAAUCACUUUUCCCCGGUGAGAAUGGCAAGGAUUCGGAUCCCUAGCACAAUUGUUAUACUUUUUGUUACAGUUCAGGCUGGAUUCUUACUCUUCAUGUAUGCCCGGUACAGCAGCUUCAUGCCUCAGUCUGGGGAGAAACCAUCUCAAGUUCACAUCCUCAUUCUCUCCUCCUGGCGGUCGGGAUCUUCUUUUGUUGGUCAACUUUUCAGCCAGCACCCCAGCGUCUUCUACCUGAUGGAGCCUGCAUGGCACGUGUGGGUGACGAUGUACCAGAACAGUGCCAAAGCCUUGCACAUGGCAGUGCGGGACCUAGUCAGGUCAGUCUUUCUGUGUGACAUGUCUGUGUUUGAUGCUUACAUGCCUUGGAAGAGAAACUUAUCGGAUCUUUUCCAGUGGGCAGUGAGUCGGGCUCUGUGUUCAGCUCCUGCUUGUGACUCCUUCCAGCGUACUGACAUAACCAGUGAAAUGGCGUGCAAGACUCUUUGUGGACGGUACCCGUUCAGCAAGGUGGAGGAAGCCUGUAAAACUUACAGCCAUGUUGUCAUCAAGGAGGUUCGAUUCUUUGACUUGAAGGUCCUCUACCCCCUUCUCACUGAUCCGUCCCUGAAUCUCAAAAUUAUUCACUUGGUCCGUGACCCCAGGGCAGUCGUCAAGUCACGGGAACAGUCGGUCAAAGCCUUAGCCCGUGACAAUGGAAUUGUUCUGAGUACCAAUGGCACUAAAGUGGAAGACAGCAAAUACAAAGUGAUGCAAGAGAUUUGUAGAAGUCAUGUUCAGAUUUAUGAAACAGCCACUCUAAAACCACCUGAUUUCCUUAAAGAUCGCUAUUUAAUGAUCCGAUUUGAAGACCUGGUCAGAGAUCCAUUUUCAGAAAUCUCAGAAAUGUAUAAAUUUGCAGAUCUUAGUUUGACCCCCGUGCUCAAAAGCUGGAUCUAUAAUAUCACACAUGGCCAGGGACCAGGAAAAAAAAAAGAAGCCUUCAAAAUCACUUCUCGAGAUGCAGUUAGUGUUUCACAGGCCUGGAGAAAUGUUCUUUCCUUUCAGAAAAUUAAGAAAAUACAGGAAGUUUGCAAAGGUGCUAUAAACAUGCUUGGCUAUCAGCUGGUGGAUUCAGAAAAAGAACAGAGAGAUCUGUCAUUGGAUUUAGUGUUGCCGAGACGACAAAAUCAAUUCAGUUGGUCAUCAUUUAAUCCAAAGCACUGAGACAUUGUUUGUGAGAGAUCUGGGGCGGGGGGAACAGGGGGCAGGCAUCUACUGUGCAGCAUAUAGGUAAGUUGAAGAUCCUUGGCUGAUGAGUUUAACUAUCUUUCUGUCUGCUGUUUUUCUGUAAUGGAAGGAGGUUAUUCUUCUGACUUUCUUAGACUGCAGAACCAAAAAGCAUGAGAAAUACUGCAAAAUACUUGUCAGAUUGUAAACUUGCAGCUGAGCUGUGCUGUUCUCAACGUUGUUUUAAAAAUAUAAUUUAAGUACUUUCUAUU